This is a messenger RNA of Schistocerca cancellata (South American locust), 1104 nucleotides long. Its product is annotated as craniofacial development protein 2-like. The transcript has 4 exons. The record is from RefSeq and is a predicted model, not a curated record. Gene Ontology annotation, cellular component: nucleus. Gene Ontology annotation, biological process: chromatin remodeling. Gene Ontology annotation, molecular function: catalytic activity. Lineage: Eukaryota; Metazoa; Arthropoda; Insecta; Orthoptera; Acrididae. The coding region runs from base 1 to 1104 and encodes 367 amino acids.
AUGGGACUCGGGGCAAGUAAGGCUAGCAACCUGCUUCCCUGGUACUCUAAAUAUGAUGCUGGCAAUAAUCAGAGCAAAAUGCCUCAGACCUUUGGAGGUGAUGGAGUCCCACCUCUAACUGACAAACCAGGGACUCCUAAGAUACGACUUGGCAAACAAAUGGUAAUGAGAUGGGGAGCUAUUAAUAUCAAUGGGGGCUACUCUGGGAAGAAGGUAGAGCUGGCAGAGGCUGCAAGUAAGAUGGGGCUGGACGUUUUAGCUGUUAGUGACAUUCGGGUAAGGGGUGAGAAAGAAGAGGAAGUGGGAGAAUACAAGGUCUACCUGUCAGGCGUCAAAGCAGGAAUAGCACAAUGGGGUGUAGGGCUUUACAUCAGGAAAGAAAUGGAACCCAGCGUAGUUGCAAUAAGGUAUGUAAACGAACGACUGAUGUGGAUAGAUUUGACAGUGUCUAGCAAGAAAAUUAGGAUUGUGUCAGUAUAUUCGCAUUGUGAAGGGACAGAUCAAGAUAAGAUGGAUAGUUUUUAUGAGGCACUCAGUGAUGUAGUUGUUAGAGUAAAGGACAAGGACAGUGUUCUGCUCAUGGGUGAUUUUAAUGCCAGGAUUGGAAAUCGAACAGGAGGGUAUGAAAAGGUUAUGGGUAAAUUUGGAGAGGAUAUGGAGGCCAACAGGAAUGGGAAACAACUCUUGGAUUUCUGUGCCAGUAUGGGCUUAGUAAUCACAAACUCCUUUUUUAAACAUAAGAACAUUCACCAGUAUACUUGGGAAGGCAGGGGAACCAGAUCUGUCAUUGACUAUAUAAUAACAGAUCAGGAAUUCAGGAAGGCUGUGAGGGACACACGUGUAUUCAGGGGAUUCUUUGAUGACACUGAUCAUUAUUUAAUCUGCAGUGAAAUUGGGAUUGUGAGGCCGAAAGUGCAGGAGACAUAUUCAUUGAUCUGCGCAGAGAUAUUCACUUACGCUGUAAUAACAUUUGUCAAGCAUGUGGUUCUUUAUAUUCUAAUACAGUUGAGCAUAGAAAUUCAGUUACACUGGGAACGACUUUCAAAAUUUUCAGUUUCUGUGCGCCAGUGGUUUCACUAUUUCAUUAGCUGUUUUCUUUACUAG